Messenger RNA from Cornus florida, 1380 nucleotides. RefSeq lists its product as uncharacterized. The record is from RefSeq and is a predicted model, not a curated record. Lineage: Eukaryota; Viridiplantae; Streptophyta; Magnoliopsida; Cornales; Cornaceae. Bases 1 to 1380 code for a protein of 459 amino acids. The transcript has 5 exons.
AUGGUGAAAGAUGAAGUUGACAAGACUCGAAAAUUUGUUUCCUGCCUUAAUGAUCGAAUAAGGCCGUUGAUAACGGCACAAUUCGUCAAGGUCUAUUCUAAGGCAGUAGAGAGGGCUUUGAUGCUGGAGGCUGAUAUUAAAGACAAGGAUGUAAGGAGGGAACAGUGGAAGCAAAAGAGAGUUGGGGUUUCAGUGUCUUUGAACAGAGUUGUGCGGGAUUGUUCCAUUGUGAUAGUUGGAUGGACUUUUAUGUUUGAUCUUAUCCUCUUGGAGAUGACUAGCUUUGAUGUCUUUCUCUGGAUGGAUUGGUUAGCUUUCUUUCGUGCCACAAUUGAUUGUUUCAAAGGGAGAGUCACAGUUUACACUCCUAAGGGAGAUUGUUUCUUUUUCAUGAGAGAUCGGAGUGAUUCCCAGCCUUCAUCGUUGUAUGGAAUUCGAGAACAAAGUCAUGGAGAUUAUUUCUUGUCUAGUUUUCUAGCCAAAGAAGUUGAUGUUGUGGGAGAAGACUAUCCGGAGGUAGUUCGUGAUUUUUUGGACAUGUUUCCAGAGGAUUUGACAGAGUUGCCUCCACACCGAGAAGUAGAGUUUAUUAUUGACUUGAUGCCCGGUAUCGCGUUGAUUUCUAUAGCACCGUAUCGUAUGGCACCAGUUGAGUUGGAAAAGUUGAAGAAACAGCUUGAUAAUUUGAGGAUGAAAGCUUCUAUGACUCGAUUGACCCGAAAAGGAAUUAAGUUUCUGUGGAAUGAAGCCUAUGAAUCGUCUUUUCAGGAAUUGAAGACAAGGUUGACUACGGCUCCAAUACUGCCUACUCUUGUUGUAAGGGUGAUUGAGUCGCAGAGACAGGAUCCAGAUUUGGAUGCCAUUCAUGCUUUAAUCUCUAGUGGUGAGACAGUAAAAGAUUGGAACUUGCAUGCAGAUAGGGGUCUACAAUUCAGGGGUUUGUUAGUGGUUCCCACAGUUUGUCAGGAGGACGUCUUACGGGAGUUUCAUACUUCCCGUUUUGCAGUUCAUCUAGGUGGUACUAAAAUACAGAGACUGCUCACAGCUCAAAGCCGACAAAAAAGCUAUGCAGAUAGGCAGAGACGACUGCUAUCUUUUGAGGUGGGAGAUCAUGUUUUUCUGCGGGUUUCUCCAUGGAAGGGUUUGAUGAGGUUUGGGAAAAGUGGCAAGUUGUCGCCACGAUUCAUUGGAUCGUUUAAGAUUUUGGACCGUGUAGGAGAAGUUGCCUAUAGACUUGUUUUACCACCACAGAUGGACAGGGUUCACAAUGUCUUUCAUGUAUCGAUGCUGCGGAAAUAUGAACCGGAUCCAUCUCAUGUUUUGGAUUGGGUUGACGUGAUUAUUGACGAAGAUGUCUCCUAUGAAGUGGGACCAGUGUAG